AGUUAUUCAGUUUAUAACCGUCUAUUGAGUCGAUCAGCUGCAACAUGGAGAGUUGAACGAGAAACAUGUCAUAAAUAGCUGCUAUAUUCGGUUUUUAUUGUUAUUAAAAUACCGGUCAAGAGUACUUAAUAUAACAGUUCAAUAUGUUAUCGGAAGUAGAUGUUUUUAUCAGCAAUUAUACUCUCGUUGAUCCUGAAGUUUAUCAACUUUGGGUCGAUGGACAUUCGUCCAGUGACGCUGUUAGUAUUUUACAUCAAAGAGGAAUAUGUCAGCAAACGAGCGCCCCGAUUGAUUUAGUUGCUUCAGAUGUUCUGGAUCAUUAUCGUACUUACUCUCUUCUUGAGAAAUUGCUUCAAACACCUACAAAAUUGGCAAGCGAGCAGCUGGCUUUUCAAAUAGAGCCUCAAACUAGUCACAUGUUGAUUGAAAUGUAUUAUGAAUUCGAUGACGCAGUUGUAAGAGAAUUGUUGGGCAAAAAGCUUACAUCCAAGAGCAGAAAAGAUAUGGAUGAAGUGGCAGAAAAAACAGGAGUCACUUUGAAGAGUUGUAGAAGACAGUACGACAAUGUCAAAAGAGUUUUCAAAGUCGUUGAAGAUUUACCAGGUUCUUUGGUCACAAAUAUAAAACAACAUUUUUUACUACCUGAAGAUUUGGCUAAACGUUACGCAGCUGUAGUUUUCAUCGCGUGUCUAAGAUUUGAAAUGAACAAACGGAAAUUGCAGUUUCUCACGUUUCCCGAUCUCUAUCACUGUGCAAAUGUCAUGAUGGCAUCGUGGUCUUAUCGCUACACAGGAUCGGAAUAUUUUGAUACAGAUUUGGACAAGGAAUUCCUUCUCGAGUUACCAGAGUGUCGAGUCUUGCUGGAGAACGAUAAGCAUCAUAAGCACCUCGUUUGCAUCAAAGUGAAGCCCACGCUCCUGGAUCGUUCGUAUCAAGAAUUAGACACGAACUUCCGAUCUUACUCGAGGUCUAUAUUAGGCAUUGGCUGUAAUCUUCAUCGGUCGCGAGAAUUGAGAUUUUUCUUCCUCGAAUUGGUCGAAAGAUGCAUAGAACCGUGGCGACAAGCAAAUUGGUCUCACACAGAUUUACGAAACUUCUUGGCUGCAUACACGCAAUGUGCUCUCGACAUGGAUGUACUUAGGGAAAGUGUUCUUCGAGACGCUUUCGAGCGCUACAUGAAAGUCGUGUCGAGUUGUCUUCUACGAAUGUAUCACACGUGACAACUGGUAGUUAACGAAGUGAGCAGCGGUAGAGGAGUUAGGAAAAUGUAUAAGGAUCGAAGUCGAAGAAGUACACGAUAAAAAAAUGAUCAUAUAUUACAAUUUAUUUUCAUAUUUUGUUGUUUUUUUUUCAGUUUUUUUCUUUGAUUUCUUUGUUAUUUGUUUUUUGCUGGUAAUAACUCGAUAAAUCGUUCGUUUUUGUUUUUCUCAAUCUCGUAUGUUCUCUGUAAUAAAUAACGCUGACAGCGAGGAAGGAGAGUUUA
Messenger RNA from Venturia canescens, 1483 nucleotides. It is a transcript of the gene Fibp, whose product is annotated as acidic fibroblast growth factor intracellular-binding protein. The coding region runs from base 144 to 1220 and encodes 358 amino acids. Lineage: Eukaryota; Metazoa; Arthropoda; Insecta; Hymenoptera; Ichneumonidae. The transcript is spliced from 6 exons. Gene Ontology annotation, cellular component: nucleus. The record is from RefSeq and is a predicted model, not a curated record.